AUUUUAAUCCUUUAUGUAUUAGAAUCUAUAAAGUUUUGAACCAAAAGUAUUAAUUACACUUUCAUUUGCAUGCCGUCAGCAUUUGUUUAUUUAAAUGUACUAUAAAAAACCCACCAUACAGCUAAUUCCUUUAUUAUUAUUUUUAUCCUUUAAAACAAUUUGUUUAUCAUACAUUUUUGCUAGUUGUGGAAGUUCUUUUAACGGAAUGUGAUAUAACAUACUUUAAAUGAUACUUAAAAUCAUUUCAAAUCAAACACCAAUAUCAUGUAUGUACAUAUUUAUAAAUUUAUUAACAAACUGCAAUCCAAGAAAAAUAAUAUAUUAUCAACAUUAGCCAUUUACAGUAAAACCUCCGUUAACCGAAAUAAUUGAGGGGGAGGCUGUUUCGGAUAACAAGAAUUUCGGUUAAAAAUAACAUUGUUUUUUGUAUUCUCCUUUUAUCAAAUUACAUAGUAUUGGAGAGAUAGAGCUACAAAACAUCGUUGCCGAAGGGAAACACAAAAGAAAAUAGAAGAUUCCUAAAAAAAAAACACUCUAAACAUGUUCAAUUUCCUUAAUUUUAUUGCUGUUUAAUUUACUUUUUAUUGACAAAAUUAUUUAAACUGUCAAGACAUUUCGGUUAACGGAAUUUUUACUGUAUUUGCCUUAAAUGGCAACAUUUUAAAACAAACAAACACACACACAUAUAUUUGCACUAGAUUUUCUCAUGGUUAAAAAUGUACUGCCACAGCUUGUUCGAUUAAAUAACCGCAGGCUCAGUUGCCAGUAUUUCAAUGUUUUCUCUAAACAACUGCAAUAUUUGUAAAGCUGAUAUUCUUUGAACAAAAGAUUUCUUGCAUUGCAUCUCAUUUCACAUAUCAAUAUGAAAAAUCUCUUCAAAAUACCAAAUCUUUCAAUAACAAGCAAUAUUUAUAAUGGAAGCACUUCAACUGCUGUAGUUGAGAACUGGAUAGCAAUACAUUGUCCAUAAAUUCCCCAUUUUAUAUACCCAUAAUAUGCACAAGUAUUUAACAACUCCUAAAAUAGAGUAUUUAUUUCUAAAUGUACUUCUAUAUUGCAGGAUGAUUAUUAUCAGUUAUGUUCUAUGUUGUUCUGUUCUUUAAAUGACAAAAUACUAAUUAAAGUCAACGUUUUACUCUUUUCCAUGAUUUAUUUUACUUUUUAUCUACAUUACAGGUAACGAGGUAACAGCAGAUUUUAUACAGAAUUUCAGCACAUUUUAAAAGUUAUUUUUAUAAUUUUUUACAAAUUUACAAAAAUAUUUAAUGUCAAUUGUCAAAAUAAAAGAUUCCUUUAUAUGACAUUGCUUGCACAUGCGCAAAUAGAGGAACGAAUUGGACAAAUUAACGUCUCCUUAUUAUUAAGGUUAAAAAGCGGUAUUGGAUUUGGAUAUUGGAUUUUAAAACUUGUGUAAAAUAAAGUAAUACGUUUACCCAUUUCCUAAAUAAUGGAAGUUCUAAAUUCAAUCAUUGUUUUCUUUUAGAUUUCAGUUCACUUUUUAGUGAAAUAGAAAAGGCUAUUAAUGCUAGUUUAUUUGUGAGUAUCGAUUGUGAAUUAUCAGGACUCAAUAUUGUUAGGAAUAUAAAGGCUUUUGACACCCCACAGGAAUAUUACUCAAAAAUGAGAAUCAACAGUAAAGACUUUUUGGUCUUACAAUAUGGAAUAAGUACUUUUAGAUAUGAUGAAGUUGACAAUAAUUUUAAACAUCAAACAUAUAAUUUUUAUACAUUUAGACGACCUGUGAACAGAAAUGUACCUGAUAUAAGAUUUUUAUGCCAAUCUUCGAGUAUAGAUUUUCUAAUUGGUCAUGGAUUCGAUUUUAAUAAGCUCUUCAAGGAAGGUAUUUCUUAUUUAACUGAAGAAGAGUAUGACAAUUACAAAGCUAACAUAGAUCAAUCGUAUCAGACCGUUUUGGAAGGAAUCUGUUCUAGAAAAAGUGAAGACAGCUGUGACACUAUACAAGUACCAGAAAAUGCAGUGGCAUUUAUUGAUGAUAUUAAAUCGAAAAUCGAAAAUUUCCUCACAAGUGACGAAACGGAACUACAGCUUCCCAAAUGCAACGCAUUCUUUAGGAAACUAAUAUACCAAACUAAGGAGGAAAAGUAUUCAAAUCAAAUUUACUUAGAAACAAGACAGGUAGAUAAAGACAGGGUAUUAUUUGUAACGAGGUUAAAAAGCCCAGAAGAAGAAAAGCAACUGGCAAAGAAGAGAUAUGAAGAAAAUUUGAAAGAACUAGAUAAUUUUCAUGGUUUCAGCAAACUUCUGAAAGUGCUGAUAAAGUCAGGGAAACUAAUAAUUGGCCAUAACUUAUGCUUAGACUUUUUGCAUACAAUUGACAAGUUUUUGAUGCCAUUACCCGAAUCAUAUACUGAAUUUAAAAGAGUGAGCCACACAUUAUUUUCUAGAGUUCUGGAUACCAAAUACAUGGCGAGCAGUGGGCUAUUCAAAGACCUGAUCCAAUCAACUGUACUAAAACAUUUAUUGGACACAGUAUCUGAAAGACCUUUUGGACUUCCACAAAUUGCUCCCGAGAAAGAGGGUAGAGCCUAUGAAGUAAACGAUAGUAAGGAACAUGAAGCGGGCUAUGACGCUUUCAUCACUGGACUUUCUUUUAUAGGAAUGUGGAAACAUCUUGGUUUACUUGAUAAUCGAAGUGAUCCUAAGACAUUCAACAGCAUGGAUCUUUUGGAACCCUACAUCAAUAAAUUAUUCUUGAUGAACUUAUCAGAUAACCAAUAUAUCAAUUUAGCAGGAGAUGAUCAACUAGUAUCAAGAGAUCACGUAUUUCAUAUAAGUUUUUCAGAAGAUUGGAAGCUGAGUAACAUUCAACAAUUAUUUAGUCCUUUUGGUAAUGUAUAUGUCUCUUGGCUGGACGAAACGUCAGCCUACGUGGCACUACACAAAAGAGACGAAGCAAAGAUGUGUUACACUACCUUAAAAUCAGGCGAUGGGUACAUAAUCAAAACUUUUGCGGAGAGAAAAAUGCUAUUGGAAAACAGAUUCGGACACAUGCAACCGAAAGUUGUCUCAUCUCCGAUUCCUUCUAAAAAGAGGAAGAGCUCAGAUUCGCCGGUCCCCAAAAAUCAGAAGAGGGAAAAAACAGGCAUAGACGACGCCCUAUUAAAAAUGACAAUAGAGCCAGAGUUGGAAGCACAGAGCAAGAAGAGUAGAACAUUUACAGAAGACGAGAACUGGACAUGACUAACAAUUAGCAAUCAAUUUUAAAUGGUGUUAAAUAUUAAAAUUACUUUUUUAUUUAAGGAAUUCUAUCACCUUAUUGCAAUAAAUAUGAUGAUUUA
Molecule: messenger RNA, 3299 nt
Organism: Diabrotica virgifera virgifera (western corn rootworm)
Lineage: Eukaryota; Metazoa; Arthropoda; Insecta; Coleoptera; Chrysomelidae
Product: poly(A)-specific ribonuclease PARN
Exons: 12
Coding region: 1621-3201 (526 amino acids)
Biological process (GO): nuclear-transcribed mRNA poly(A) tail shortening
Cellular component (GO): cytoplasm; nucleus
Molecular function (GO): poly(A)-specific ribonuclease activity; metal ion binding; RNA binding
Source: RefSeq, a predicted model, not a curated record